AUGACCCAAAACCGCUUUAUGCGCGAAGGAUGUCCCAACUGCGAAGACUUUUUACAUUUGCAAGGAUCUAUGGAAGCGAUUAUCGACUGCACAUCUCAAGUAUUCGAGGGUCUCAUUACGCUAGCCGAUCCAUCUAAAUCGUGGGUUGCGAAAUGGCAGAGGUUGGAUGGAUAUGUGAGGGGGGUGUACGCGACGAAAGUUAGUGGACAGUUACCGGAAGAGAUCGUAUCGACGAUGGAGGAAGAGGCGAGGGUUAAAUAUAUUCCGCCAGCUACUAUGUCUCAUAGGACGGGAAAUUUGGGUUGCGACACGGUGCAUAAUUAUUGGGGCGCUAAGGAGUUCAAGGGAGUUUAG
This is a messenger RNA of Sclerotinia sclerotiorum 1980 UF-70, 354 nucleotides long. RefSeq lists its product as hypothetical. Lineage: Eukaryota; Fungi; Ascomycota; Leotiomycetes; Helotiales; Sclerotiniaceae. Gene Ontology annotation, biological process: mRNA processing; regulation of transcription elongation by RNA polymerase II; chromatin organization. The transcript is spliced from 3 exons. Gene Ontology annotation, molecular function: zinc ion binding; RNA polymerase II complex binding. Gene Ontology annotation, cellular component: nucleus; DSIF complex. The coding region runs from base 1 to 354 and encodes 117 amino acids. The record is from RefSeq and is a predicted model, not a curated record.